This is a messenger RNA of Lycium barbarum (goji berry), 811 nucleotides long. RefSeq lists its product as uncharacterized. The coding region runs from base 87 to 503 and encodes 138 amino acids. NCBI's taxonomy places the organism in Eukaryota, Viridiplantae, Streptophyta, Magnoliopsida, Solanales, Solanaceae. The record is from RefSeq and is a predicted model, not a curated record. Gene Ontology annotation, biological process: negative regulation of double-strand break repair via homologous recombination; regulation of sister chromatid segregation; DNA repair. The transcript has 4 exons. Gene Ontology annotation, cellular component: nuclear speck; cytosol.
AUUUUCUCUUCAAAUUCACAUCCAAAUUAAGUGGAACAGUAUAUAAUAUAACAUCCAGAAAAGCGGGCGAAUUUUUCCAUCAGAAGAUGGAUUAUACACUGGCAGCACUGAAAUUGCUUUGCUCACAGCUACACUAUGCCAAAGAAACCAAAACCCAUCAAAACCAGCCUGCUUUCACUCUUUCCGGCAUUCUUUUUCAACGUGCUUGGCUCCAGGGUGUUCUGGUUUCAACGCCAACUACUGACCCUUCUGGACGAUUUCUCCUCGAUGAUGGCACUGGGAUCAUUGAACUCCAACUCAUUGGCGACUUCCUCCCUCUUUCUUGGGAGAAAGGAAUGUACGUUAUGGUUGUUGGAGCAUAUUUUGUCCAGAAAGGCAGCCUCCCCUUAGUUAAGGUACACAAAAUUGUUGAUCUCUCGCCAUUUCCUGAUCGAGAAUCGAUGUGGUACCUAGAAGUUGUUGAGGUAUUCAAGCUCUUCUACCAACCUCUAUUUGAAGAGUAAAUAAAGAGUGAAAAUGCAGCCAGAAAAAGGAUACAUACUCGAGCUUGCGUGAUUGUAUCAAAUGGAAUUCUAGAAUGACAAAAUUUUGUUAAAUUUAAUUAACCUAACAUGUUAAUAACCUUUUUAGGGGUAGUAAAGUUAUACUUUUAUUGUUUCUGUUUUUUUCUCCUACGAAUUACUGUAGUAUAUUAAAUCAUUGUCAACACCUCCCCAGUUAUUCUUUGCAAGCAUUGUGCUACCGAACAUUAUAUAGUCUCUUGACAUAAAUUUUGAAAUAAAACAAGGGAAAAAGGUAAUUUUUAGAAGUG